UCAUAUCGUGUCGGUACUUAUUUUUCGGGUCUGAUUGUUAUAUGCGGUCUUCUUAGCAGAUAUGGUUGUUUGGGGAUCUUUUUGUAUAAAUAUACUGUAGUUGCAAUUUAAUUUUAGUAGUAAGUUUUCUUACACAAUUCAACCUAAGGGUUAGAUAAGUUUUAAAUCUUGUUGGUGUUUUUUAUAACAAAAUAAAUCUUGUUCCAAGUCCAACACCUUUCUUCUACUUUCUCUAUCCCAACCACUUUAUAAAUCUCUGGCUCCAUUCCUUCACAAAUAUGGCGCAACUUGGUGUCACACUUUACUUAAUUAACUAUCUCCCACUUUUCUUACAUCUCCGUGCUACGUGUCAUCCGGUAUGAACAUGAACAUGGAAACUGACUUGGACAUGGUCAUGGAUGGAGUCCCCAAUAUCCUGGAACUCUCUAAUUACAGUUACAGUACAACAACCACGCAUACAUCUGAUGACGAAGCCACAUGGAACAACAACUUGUCCCCACUCAUCGACUUAGAUUUCUUCACUGCCGAUCAAGAUCACUUCCAUGACUUCAUUCAUUCCCUCACCAACGAUGGAAUCACAGCCGUUGAUUCAAAUCUAGUUAAUACUAUCACAGACCAAGAAGAAGAAGAAUCCAUUGGCUAUGAGUCCAACUCCAAUUCCUCAACCGAAGAAGACCACGACAGAAAGGGCCUCCGUCUAGUGCACCUGCUUAUGGCGGCGGCGGAGGCCCUGACAGGCACCAACAAGAGCCAUGAUUUGGCUCGAGUAAUAUUGAUUCGGCUCAAAGAAUUAGUUUCCCCCACUCACGGCACCAACAUGGAGAGACUCGCGGCGUAUUUUACCGACGCCCUCCAAACUCUACUAAACGGCACCAACUGUGCGCACUCCACCAAUCACCAUAAGCUUUGCGUUCUCUCUGGACCCCACCAAAACGACAUACUCUAUGCGUUUCAGCUUCUUCAAGACAUGUCUCCCUAUGUAAAGUUCGCGCACUUCACAGCCAACCAAGCUAUCCUCGAAGCUGUGGUCCAUGAACGAAGAGUUCACAUCGUGGACUAUGACGUCAUGGAAGGGGCCCAAUGGGCUUCACUUAUUCAAUCAUUUUCAUCACGAAAGGACGGCCUUCCAGGCCCACAUCUUCGCAUCACUGCAUUGUCUAGAAACAGCGGACGUGGCAGUGGGCAGAGAUCCAUUGCCACUGUUCAAGAAACUGGACGACGGUUAACGGCGUUUGCUACUUCUGUUGGUCAACCGUUUACUUUUCAUCAAUGUAAGUUGGAUUCGGAAGAAACAUUUCGAACGUCUUCGCUGAAGCUUGUUCGCGGUGAGGCGUUGAUGUUUAAUUGUGUGAUGCAUUUGCCUCAUCUCAGUUACCGCUCAUCAGAUUCGAUUUCUUCGUUUUUUAAUGGUGCUAAGGAGUUAAGACCAAAGCUUGUGACAUUAGUUGAGGAGGAGGUGGGGCCCCUUGAUGAUGCUGGCUUUGUGGGCCUGUUCAUGGAUUCGCUUCACCGUUACUCGGCGAUGUAUGAUUCACUUGAGGAUGGGUUUCCUAUGAAUAAAUGGUCCAGGAGUUUGGUGGAGCGAGUGUUUUUGGGCCCAUUAAUAACGGGCUCAGUGGCCCGAUUGUACAUUACCGGUGAAGUGGAGGAACAAGAGAGGAGUUCUUGGGGGGAGUGGUUGAGUGCGUCGGGGUUCAAGGGUGUUGCUUUAAGCUACGGUAACUAUUGCCAAGCGAAGUUGUUACUUGGUCUUUUUAAUGAUGGGUAUAGAGUGGAGGAGGUGGAUAACAAUAAGUUGGUGUUGGGUUGGAAAUCAAGGCAUUUGCUUUCAACUUCUAUUUGGAGUUUUAUGUUAGAGUGAUCAGAUAUUGAUUUUUAGUUUCUUUUUCUUUUCUUAACUUUUGAAAACUAAAAUUAAAGUAACAAGCUUCAUAUGUGGGACUAUCUUACUAGUGCAACGAUACUUUUACAAAUUGUGACCUUGUUGGGACUCUCCUUCAAGUUAUUUGUUCUGCUUGUUUGUUUGUUUGUGUGUUUUGUGUUUGUUAUUUCCCAAGAUUUUCUUAUGUUUACUUUCUUCUCAAUUCAAAUAGUUGUUUUCUUCGUUGAUUAAAUGAAAGUUAGAAGAAUAGCUAAA
Messenger RNA from Cicer arietinum (chickpea), 2137 nucleotides. RefSeq names its product protein NODULATION SIGNALING PATHWAY 2-like. Lineage: Eukaryota; Viridiplantae; Streptophyta; Magnoliopsida; Fabales; Fabaceae. The record is from RefSeq and is a predicted model, not a curated record.